AUGGUGUCCCUCGGUAUCCUUUCGUCUAGCGACAAGGCGUCAGCGAACCGAUCCAAGUCUGCCCUCGUCGAGUCCGAGCUGCUGCCAGACUACAUCCAAGACGCCGCGCAGCUGCCAUGCGUCCCACCCGAGCGGCCUGACCUGCACCAGCUCAACAGUUGCCUCGAGGCGCUGGCCGCCGUCUUUCCCGACAUCCAGAUCGAGGUCUUUCGUGAGCUCCUGUCCAAUUUUGACGGCGAGUCGCGGCUCGCCCUCGUCGCCGACGCGCUACUCAAGAACCGCGUCACAUGGGUCAAGGGCCGGUGGCGCGUCCCCGACAAGGAUGACCGCCCGAACGGCCGCCCGCUGGUGCCCCGGUCCGACGCCUUUCGAAGCCCCGAGUACAAGCGGGCGGUGCGCACGCUCGCCUGGCAAGAGUUUCGCGGCCUCUCCCGCUCCACGAUUGACGGCGUCCUCGCCGAGUCCAACUACUCGUACCUCGAUUCCCGUCGCACCCUUGCCACGCUGUCGUCCAAGUCGUGGCGGUUCACGAUAUCCUCCAUCUUUUUCCGAAGAAAGCCGAUAUCCACUGGGGAGGCCGAACACCACCCGCUCGUCGUGUGGAAAUCGAGCGGCCAGGGGUUCAUCAUACCCGUCAUCCGCGCGACCGGCAGCGCCGAGCUCGACAGGGAACUCUACGAAACGCUGGUGGCGCCGUUAAAGAAACGAGACAGGGAGGUCAAGGAGGCUUCCGAUCGCCAACUAGCCCAAACACUCAACCAGCAGGAGGCAGAAGAGGCAGGGGCCACGUACGAGUGCGGUUGCUGCUUCACGACGGCCCCGUUUGAAGAAAUGACGUCGUGUACAAAAUCCGGCCACAUGACUUGCUUCGACUGCAUACAAAACUCGAUAAAGGAGGCACUUUUUGGACAGGGCUGGCAGAGCAGCGUAAACCCCGAGACCGGGACACUCAAGUGCCUUUCUACUGAGGGUGAUCGAUGUCUUGGGCAGAUUCCAUACGAACAACUUCAGCAGGCAAUGAUGCAGCAAAAAGGUGGCGCCGACAUGCUCCUGAAACUGGAUCGUCGAUUGGCAGACCAUGGUCUCAUUGAAUCCAAAGUACCGCUCAUUCGCUGCCCUUUUUGCAACUAUGCGGAAAUCGACGACCUCUAUCUGCCGGCCGAGGAAGCCGGACUGCGCAUCCGGUUCGACAGUGGCUACCAAAUACUAUUUCUCGGUGCUACGGCCAUUGCACUACUGCUUCUUCUUCCGGUAAUUCUUCUCAUCACACUGCUGUGUGUCGUCGCAGCAGCGUGCAUCCCCUUGGCCCCAUUCUUCCAAAGACACUGGGCGCAGGCCGUCGGCCGACACAGCCGCCGACGGCGCGGCCUUAAAUUUACCUGCCAGAGCCCCGACUGCAAGCGCAUAUCAUGCCUUUCGUGCCACAAGCCCUGGAAGGACAUUCACAUCUGCCACGAGUCAUCGCUGGUCGCGCUGCGCACGCAGGUUGAGCAGGCCAUGAGUAUGGCCGUCAAGCGCGUGUGCCCACGGUGCAACACGUCAUUCGUCAAGAAUUCCGGCUGCAACAAGUUGACCUGUCCCUGCGGCUACAAGAUGUGCUACGUCUGCCGCGCCGACCUGGGCGACGAGGGCUACCGCCAUUUUUGCGACCACUUCCGCCCCGACGGCGACCCGCGACCCUGCAAAGAAUGCGACCGCUGCAAUUUGUGGGAGUCGGAGGACACGGACCGCAUCCUGCGUGAGGCUCGCGAGGACGCUGAGCGCAGAUGGAAGGACAUGGAGAAGAGGGAGCUGUCGGGCAGCGAAAAAGCGUUUCUGGCCACUGGCUACAUCAACAAAAGCCACGACGUGGGCCUACGCAGGUUGCUGCAGCGCGGUCAGCUUCCCACGCUCGGCGAAGUGUGUGAUUUGGUCAUUGACACUGUCUUUAUGUAG
This is a messenger RNA of Beauveria bassiana ARSEF 2860, 1935 nucleotides long. Its product is annotated as RING finger protein (Zin), putative. The record is from RefSeq and is a predicted model, not a curated record. NCBI's taxonomy places the organism in Eukaryota, Fungi, Ascomycota, Sordariomycetes, Hypocreales, Cordycipitaceae. The coding region runs from base 1 to 1935 and encodes 644 amino acids. The transcript has a single exon.